GUGAACACAACUGCCUGCUUCGAACUUUAUUUUAUUUUAUUUUUUUUUGUAUUUAUUCAUCGCACGUCGAAGAGAGACGGUUCAUUAAAAAAUUAUUAUUUAAAUAUUUUUGUGAUAAAAAAUCGAGUGUUUUAAAAAAAAAAAAAAAACCAGAACAACAUUUAAAAAUAAAAAUCCAUAAAAAUAAAAAUGGGAUAAGGUUGCCAUGAGAAACGACGACGACGAGGUAAACAACUCUCAAGCUCUCCAGACAACAAACAACAAACAAAAGCGUUAAAUAAUCCACAAUUUUUGUAAAAACAAACCGAGAGAGGCUUAACUAUUUUUGUUACAACACACCAUUAUUAUUUACAAAAGUGAAUGAAACAACAACGCAAUUCUCAUCAGUCACUAGAAAAUAAUUUUAGUAAUAAAAAAGAAAAAAAAAGUGCAACACUCAUUAUUUAUUAUUACAUUACUAAAUAGAUGUGUCGUAGUUAAUAAAUUUAAUAAUAAUUUAAAUAAAAUAAAGAAUUAAACGGGAAUUGAGAGUCGAGGCAACAACAACGACGAAAUUUCAAUUCAACGAAUAAAGCGCAAUAAUUGCUAAAAGUGAUAAUAAAAAAAAACUGAAUGAAUAAAAAACACAAGAAAACGCUAGAAAAUUAAGGAAAAAAAUAUCAGAAAAUUCAGACCGGCAACGGAGACACAGACACGCAAAAGCAACAACAAUGUUGUAUGUUUUUCACGUGGACAGCGGUCGCAUGUUGACCUUUGAUAUGAACAUUGCGGUUGAAAGUGUGCAGUACUUGAAGGGCAUCAUCGAACGACAUCAUGCGAUUCCAGCGAAAGAUCAAGUUUUGCUCGUGAGUGGCGGAGAGACUUUACAAAAUAAUGCCCGUGUGGGGAAAUAUUCCGCGGGAACAGACACAAAUCCAAUUUUCCUCUUUUGUAAGACGCUAACAGAAUGCAAGAACAUCCCGCCAUGGCCCAGCAUAGAUUCAGAAAUCGAUUUGAAACAACAAGUCGACAAAUGCCUAGAGUUACCUGCCACAUACAACACCGUGGUAACUCGUGCACAAUUGGCACAACAAGUGCACGAAAUGGCAAAAGAAGAGUUUCGGAUCUGCGAGAAUCUCGUGAUGGAGCAACAUUUGCAGCAGCAGGGAUGGUGCGCGGUCGUUGCGAAUUUGGAAGACAUCACGGUGGAUUUUCACGAACGAUGUGACGUGUUUUUUCGGGGAUUUGACGAGCACUUAGACAAGAGAAAUGAACAUUUGGAUUAUCUUAAAAAUUUCAACGACGACUUAUCCAAACUAGCGAAAAUUCCAAUUCUGCCGGGAUUGUUGCACUGUGCGGAAAACAAGCGUUUUAGUGCGUUUGACGAAGUUUAUGACGAUGCGGACUUUAACAAGUCGAAUAAUUCGGAUAAAGCUCCGUCGGAACAAGCAACGGAACAAAGCGCCAUCGAGGGAACAAGUAGCACGGGCAGCAAUAAUGAGAAAAGUGUGUCGUCAUCGUCGACAAAAAAGGAAGAGGGCAAGGGAAUGACUUUGUUGCAAUGGAUAUCGGAGACGGAAAAUCAAAGAUCACUUCGUUGCAUGGCGGAAAAUUGUGCCAAAGAGUUGGAGCGGUUCAAUGAGAAGAAUCGCGAUGAUCUGAAGUCUGAAAUUAAGCUUGCGGUUGAUGCAGCUUCAAGGGAGGACAUGAAAGAAAUAAAAGGUCUCGAAGAUCGUUUACAAGGUCUCGAGCGCCUCAUGUUCGACGCGAAGAAAAUCGUGCAAGAGCAAAGUGAGUUGUCGACGGCAUUUCAUCAGAAUCAGAUGCGUGCCGCAAACAUCGGUGAUACAUCCAUUCUGCCAGAUUUGUGUGCCUCCCAUAAGGGUCAACUAAUGGUGAUGCUGCAAAAUCAUCGACGCCUCUACGACAUCCGGCGACGUUGUAGCAAGGCGAAAGACGAGCUCGGUGCCAAUUUAUUUACGCGCCUCCGGUUCAUCAGCAACAUCGAGAGUCGCAUGUGGCAUAUUGACAGCUUGCUGCUGUUCUACCACAAUUGCUUGAAACGCUUGCAAAAGCAUCUGAACAUCAUCGAACAAAUACAUCAGGCGCCAACGGUGUAUGUGACGGCAGUCAAUGAAGUUGUGCGUCGCAAGGAAUUUUCAGAUGCUUUUUUAUCGUGGGCUUCGAAUCUCUCAUGCCAUCUCCAAACAAUCUACAACGACGAGCUUGGGCGUCGACAGGAUUUUGCGGCGAUCUUUGACGGUCAUUUCUUGAGCAGCUUGUUUCCGGGAAUGAACGACAUGCCGCCUCCAUUCGCCACUGAAGCUCCAGUUCCGUUCGAUUCUAGUCUCCCAAAUUUAACUAGAAAUGACAUUAGUGAGCUAAAAAACCAACUUCCCGAAUAUUCGGCAAAAUCCAGUUUCUUACAAGAAAUGGACAAUGUGAUACAAUUUUUUACAAACAGUCGAAGCCAACUUAAAAUAUUUACCUCAGAGGAGAGUAAAGUGAUCGUUCAAGGUGAUUCGCAAAUGUUGAAACGAGCAGGACUUCAUUCGCAUCUUAAGGAAUAUGAAAAGGGUUUUGAGUCUGAAACUGACACAGAAGAGUUCGAAAAAGUAGGUCAAAGUCCUAUUGAUCGACGUUCUGGGACAGUUAACGUUCAAACGGGAUCCAAUGCCGCCAUUACUGUGCCACCAACUAUUAAUAAACCAGAAUUUCGCAGUGUAACGACCUCCGUGAUGGAAGUUCCUCUGCAAUCUGUGGAGACAAUGACGGAGGAAAGUUACGAAUCAACUCAAGCCGAAAUCACUCGUCUGAAAAACCUGAUCGAUGAAAUCAAAACUUUCUCGUCCAAUUCCAUCGCUGCCGUUCGUCGCGAGCUCGAACAAGCCAAAGCCGAGACCAACACGUUCCGUAGCCAAAUGUCAAGCGAUUGCAAGACGCUCGUGCAAACGUGGCACGCCUUGGAGCAAGAAAUGAAAAAUCGCGAGCGCGAACUCGUUCAACGUCUCACGGUCGACUUCGAGCUCGAAAUGAACGACAUUCGCAAAACGCUGAGCACGAAGCAAGACGAAAUCCAGAUGUUGGCGAACGAAAAGCGCGCCUUGGAGGAAGCUCGCAUGGACGAAAUUACGCAUCAGGAGAACGAAAAAAGUGUGUUACGUGAAGCGGUUGGCAAAUUAAACGAGGAAAUCGAGCAAUUAAAGACUGAAUUGGAUAAGGCGAUUGCAACGAAGGCGGAAGCGAUCAAGGAGAUCCGCGAUACGCACAAAACGGAAAUGGAUUGUGUGCGGGCACGUCUGAAGCUCAUGGCAAGCGUCGAUCGAUCGCCAAGCGACACGAGUUUGGAGAAAAUUGAGCGUCCCGACAUGAUUGACAUCGUGAACCACGAGAUGUUUAUGGCGCAGUUGCGCGAAGAUCUCGACAAGGAACGCGAAAAAGCGGUGCAAGAAGCCGUUGAAGCAGAACGCGCACGAAUUCAGACCGAAAGUGGUGGCAGCAACAACUCCACGAACGACACUUACAAACGAAUUAUCGAAGAAAAGGAAUCCCAGAUGGAUUUGAUGCGAGAACAUGCGGAAACCUUGCGACGCGAAAACAUGAAAAUGCGCGAUAGGAUCCAAUCGCUCGCAGAUUCCGACAUCGAUGGCAGUCAAAUGUCCAUUUUGCGGAACAGGCUCGACAAAAUGUUGGAAGAAAAGGAAAAAAUCGAGAAUGAACUGCGAAAAGUGAAGCAAAAACUCGGAAAAAUGCAAAGUGACACGAGUAAACGUACGGCAACGAUCGAAAGUUGCGGCGUUGGCGAUUUGGUGACAAUUGUCUGGAAUCCGACGCACGAGCAAUUCACAAUUGUCCAAGAUUCGCAAACUCUGUACUUUUUGCAUGCCGAAAGUUAUGCGGAUUUAGGGCUUGCAGUGCCCGUUCCGCCUGCCACGAUGCCUGCUGUGCUCCAUACUUUUGGUAUCGUCACGAAAAAGGACUAUUGUCGGGCUCGCAAGGACGAAAAUCGCUACAAAGUCUCCAAAGGCAGUCAAUUCUAUGUGAUAAAAGCAAAACCACGUGUCCCAUUUAAUAGGCGGGACUCAAAUACGACGUCGACAAGUUCGUCGCAGUAUCGGUUGUCGGCGCAACUCAUCGAUUCGUUCGCGCAAACGGAUCUCGAGCCGCUUUUCGAGCAAAAUGACAUGAUUGACUCGGGCGUGAGUGAGCAGCAAAAGAGCGUUUACAAAGAUCGCACCGGCAGCGUCGAUACCGCCGAGGAGCACACCGACGAAAUUGACAGUAGCAGUGCUGGAGGCGCUGUUUCGCGUGCUGUUGACGUCCUUGAUGAGACAGACGGCACUUUAGUGCAACUCAUGAUCGAAAGUGGCGAAAUUAGUGCGGCGCAAGUCCAAUCGACGACAACUAUCGCUGGCGGCAGCAACAGCAGCAGUCGCAAAGGCCUGGAUGACGACGACUUGAUGGAUUCCCUGUCGGACGGUGAAUUUCGUUCGCUCGAAAAUACAAAACACGAAGAAGAAUUAUAAAAUAUGCUACACAUUCAUUUCCUCUUGUUUAUGCCAGAAUAUCCAACAUAACUAUUUCUCAUCAAUUUUUUUUUCAUUAUCUGAACACCGAAGACGAAAUUCACGCUCAAAGCUGCUUUUAUUUCUGAUUUGCGUAAUUUUUAGUACUUUUUAAUGAUAAAAAAAUAAUAAUAUUAUUACUAAACUUAAAAUUAAAUAAUAAUCGACUGACAUAUUUGUUAUUGAAACAUGCAUCAUCGCCAAUGUUGAUGACUAAAAAAAAGUGAAAAUAAUGAAAUUUGAUUCCUAAAAAAAAAUAAAUCAAGUAAAAAUUGCACUAGAUGUAAUUCUUAAACAAAUAAAAAAAAAUCAUCAUCAAUUAACUUCUUUUUCCGCUCGAAACGGCUUUCAAAUAAUUAAAAAAAAAAUAUUUAAUAAUUAAAUAAACACAA
Culicoides brevitarsis is the source of this 4936-nucleotide messenger RNA. It is a transcript of the gene Atg17, whose product is annotated as RB1-inducible coiled-coil protein 1. Gene Ontology annotation, molecular function: molecular adaptor activity; protein kinase binding. Lineage: Eukaryota; Metazoa; Arthropoda; Insecta; Diptera; Ceratopogonidae. Gene Ontology annotation, cellular component: Atg1/ULK1 kinase complex; phagophore assembly site membrane. The coding region runs from base 711 to 4505 and encodes 1264 amino acids. Gene Ontology annotation, biological process: autophagosome assembly; autophagy of mitochondrion; reticulophagy. The record is from RefSeq and is a predicted model, not a curated record. The transcript has 12 exons.